UGUCAGCCCGGCGCCUUGAUCGGAGAUCGUUUGGGGCACGAUCGGAAUAGGACGUUGUUUAUUAUUAGAUAAUCAUCCAGCAUAUCAACGACGAGGUCAAUGGGGCAGCCUUGGUUGGCUGCGACUAGGCCGCAGCUAGCCAAGGACGGUGCUGGCCAGCGCCGUCGCGAUCUUGUCUCGCCCAGCAUCUAUUCGCACCUCCAGAUAUACCGAGCGCGCCAGUACCAAGCGCAGCUGCUUUCUAUUUGCUGCUAUCCAACAGGAAAUCAUCAGAAAACCAUACGCAUCUCAUAAUAUUGCCUACUUGGGUGCCUUGCGGGAUUCAACACAGCAGAUACUGGCGGAAGGCUGCUGAGCAGUCAUCAGCCCUUAUGCCAGCGCUCCGAUGCGGAAACCCUUGAUGCGAAUCCCUUACACUGACAUUCUUCCGUCACCAACAAUCAUCCCCGCCUCGGCUCACUCGCUCUCCGGCGCUCUCGCUGCGCUUCACAACUUCUUCGCUGCUCGCCCGCCUAACCGCCUGCCUCACUCUACCGUCGUCCUCACAGGCGCAGGGCUCUCAGUAUCAUCUGGACUGCCUGAUUAUCGAGGACCCAAUGGCACGUAUCGAGUAAACAAGACAUACCGCCCCAUCUACUACAAUGAAUUUACACAAAAUCACGAGGCUCGAAAGAGGUAUUGGGCGAGGAGCUUUCUUGGGUGGCCCAGUCUUCUCAAGGCAAAUCCAAAUACGGGACACUACGCUAUCAGGGACCUGGGGGAGAUUGGGCUGAUCAGUGCUGUCAUUACUCAGAACGUUGAUUCGUUCCAUCCUAGAGCUCAUCCGCAGGUGCCCUCGCUCGAGCUCCAUGGCUAUCUAAGGUCAACUAAGUGCACCACCUGCCAUACCGAAUAUCCCCGUGAGGAUUUCCAACGCCAUCUUGCUCGGCUCAACCCUCGCUGGGCAGCUCUACUCGAGGAAGCAAUGGCAUCGGGAGCUCUCGACACCGAGGACCCUGAAGAAAAGAAGUUCAGGGGCCUAAAAGUCAACCCAGAUGGCGACGUUGACCUUCCUGAUGCGCCUUACACCACAUUUAGAUACCCUCCAUGCCCUCGAUGUUUGGCCGACCCACCAAUCAAAGCAGAGGGAUUCAGACACACAGUCAGGGCAGACAGUGAUGGUGCAUGGGCACUGCCGAGCACAGCUGGCAUAUUAAAGCCUAAUGUCGUCAUGUUUGGUGAAAACAUCCCCAACCAUGUUCGAACCGCUGCUGAAGAUGCCAUCGAUAAUGCUGGCAGGCUUCUUAUUCUGGGGACUUCGCUCGCUACCUAUUCGGCAUGGAGGUUGGCCAAGAGAGCCAAGGAUAGGGGUAUGCCCAUCGCCAUCGUAAAUAUGGGCGGCGUGAGAGGAGAGGAUCAAUUCUUUGCCGACCUGAACCCUAGCCAAGCCGGCGAGCUUGCUGUAAGAGUGGAGGUAUCAACGGACGAAGUCCUCCCAGCUCUGGUUUCGCAGCUUCGUCAGAAGCUAGCAUCGACCUCAUUGUCUCAUGAGGCCUCGAUCGGCAAUGCUUCGCAAGAUAGUCCGUACGUCUUCAAAGACAUGCUCUCUUAGACACCUUUAGAUAUAUAGUAUAAAAAAGGCGCUCCGAGAUAUAGGGCAUGACUCAAAAGAAAUUUCCAAAACUGGCCGUCUUUGUCUUGACAGGUUGUUCUGAGGGCGGCUGCUGAGAAGCGCUCUCAAGUUGGCUU
Messenger RNA from Trichoderma asperellum CBS 433.97, 1728 nucleotides. RefSeq lists its product as uncharacterized. NCBI's taxonomy places the organism in Eukaryota, Fungi, Ascomycota, Sordariomycetes, Hypocreales, Hypocreaceae. The record is from RefSeq and is a predicted model, not a curated record. Gene Ontology annotation, cellular component: nucleus. Gene Ontology annotation, molecular function: NAD+ binding.